AUGGUUGGGUAUUGUAUCAGUCUGCAUAGUGCCAUAGAAAGAAGCAGCCAUGUGAGUUUGGUUGGUCGUGAUUGUAGUCUCUUAUAUAUUAAGGCUGCCGUACUUGAUUUGAUGUUUUACCACAUAGAUGAGGAUAAGGAUAAGGAUAGCAACCUUAAGAGGCUAGAAGCUCAAUCAAUGGAGGAAGGAGCUACCCCCAUGACUAAGGAUCAGAGGUUUGAAGCACGCAUCCGUGCACAACUAGAGAAGGAGAAUGAGGAAUUGAAGAGGCAAGCUGAAACAAAUAGGAUGCGUUGGGAUUCGUUGGAGAAGGAAAACAGUGAUUUGGCUUCGCGACCAGAGUCCUUAGAGUCCAAUAUGCAUGUUGGGAUACAAACACAGGUGCAUGCCGUGCUUCAAACUCAGCUCACCACAUUUUUUCAGCAAAUGAAAGAGUCAAGGAAAAAUCUUACCUCUCCUCAUUGUGACAGGCUUGAAAGGAAUGAAGGCUCUGUGGGGAGAAUGUUGAUAUUGGUUAGAAUUUUUAGAAAAGCAAUCCAAGACAUGGGAUUGGAUGAUGGUGAUGGAUCAAUUAAUGUAGCAAAGGGAUGUUUUUUGCUUGAAUAA
This is a messenger RNA of Ilex paraguariensis (yerba mate), 606 nucleotides long. The record is from the annotation of a GenBank genome assembly. Lineage: Eukaryota; Viridiplantae; Streptophyta; Magnoliopsida; Aquifoliales; Aquifoliaceae.